This is a messenger RNA of Hansenula ciferrii, 558 nucleotides long. It is a transcript of the gene YPT35, whose product is annotated as Ypt35p. Gene Ontology annotation, cellular component: intracellular membrane-bounded organelle. The transcript has a single exon. The record is from RefSeq and is a predicted model, not a curated record. Lineage: Eukaryota; Fungi; Ascomycota; Saccharomycetes; Phaffomycetales; Wickerhamomycetaceae. Gene Ontology annotation, molecular function: phosphatidylinositol-3-phosphate binding. Bases 1 to 558 code for a protein of 185 amino acids.
AUGAGUCAGGAAGAAGGAAGAAAGAAACAAAAGAUACGGUACCUCCCACCGGUGCCCAUUCAGAUGGUGGAUAACGAAAGUGAUGAUGAGGAGGUGAACAACAAUACUCAAGAAACAACUGAGAAUCACAGUGUCUCGAACUCACAGAACAACAAUGAUAGUCACAAUCACAGUAAUAUCACAGUGAAUAGGAACAGUAUAAAGACUUGGGCAAAAGAUGUAAGAAUAGGAGAUUGUACCAUCGUUUCAGGUCAAGGUGCUGGACAGAAAUUCGCAGUAUGGUCAAUAACGAUAGAAACUACAAGUAAAGGACAAAUACAUUUAUUGAAAAGGUAUAGCGAAUUUGAUUCACUUAGAAACAUAUUGAAGAUUGAGUUCCCUAAAAAUAAUACUGAAAUACCCAAACUUCCACCCAAAAAGGCAUUUGGUAAUUUGAAUAACGAUUUUUUGGUGAAGAGAAGAAGAGGUCUUGAAUAUUUCCUCAGUUGUAUUUUAUUGAACCCAGUGCUGGCUAAUAGUGAGACUGUGAAGAGAUUUGCUUCUGGCUCCACUAAAUGA